AUGCUCACACUUACACUUAAAGCUGAGUUGGAGGGUGUGACUGCCCUUCGGCCAAUUGAUACAGAGGAGAAUCCCUACUACUUCACGUUCAAGGUGCAAUGCAGUUCUUGCCGCGAAACGCACCCGAACUGGGUUAGCUUCAACCGAUUCGAGCAAAAUGAGAUCCCUGGUAGCCGAGGUGAGGCCAACUUCGUGUGGAAGUGCCGACUGUGCACGAAAACCCACUCCGCCUCCAUCAUCACUGCCCCUAAGGAGUACGAUGCGCAAGCAAAGAAGGCCGAGCAAAAGAUUAUCGAGAUGGAUUGUCGUGGACUCGAGUUCAUUGAUUUCAAGGCUGAUGGUGAAUGGGAAGCUAAGGGCACUGAGUCGUCCACCCCUUUCACAGCCAUUGAUCUUCUAGAGGAUGAGUGGUAUGACUAUGAUGAGAAGUCGAGCGAGGAAGUUAGUAUCAAGGAAAUUACCUGGAAAAUUAGUCCUCACAUUUUCGCGGUGCACGACUCCAAAGACUCCCGUCCACGACCAUCACGACUAUCGCAGGAAAGAAGCUCUCACGUCCAUUUCUUUCCCAUCUACCUUCCUCAUCCAAUCGUCUGGCCGUUCGACCCGAGCAAAUUCCGCCAAAACACCACCACAAUGAGUUUCCAACCCGUUAACCCCCGCCCAUACCUCCAGGCUAGAGUCGGCACUGAGAUGAUCAUCCGCUUGAAAUGGGGCCAGACUGAGUACAAGGGUACCCUUGAGAGCAUCGAUUCCUACAUGAACGUUCUGCUGCGGGAUACAGAGGAGUACAUCGAUGGAAAGCAAACUGGAUCUCUGGGAUUGGUUCUGAUCCGAGACGAUUUCGAUGAAACGGGGGUGACGGACAUAGUUGCGCUAGACCUCUUCGCACAAAGCGGUGGUUAA
Penicillium angulare is the source of this 903-nucleotide messenger RNA. RefSeq lists its product as uncharacterized. The transcript has 9 exons. Bases 1 to 903 code for a protein of 300 amino acids. The record is from RefSeq and is a predicted model, not a curated record. NCBI's taxonomy places the organism in Eukaryota, Fungi, Ascomycota, Eurotiomycetes, Eurotiales, Aspergillaceae. Gene Ontology annotation, cellular component: spliceosomal complex. Gene Ontology annotation, biological process: spliceosomal snRNP assembly. Gene Ontology annotation, molecular function: RNA binding; zinc ion binding.